GACUCCAGAUUCCAUGUUGUCUAAAUCGUCCCAGCCCUACUCCCAGUACUCUAACAGUCCUAUGUUAGAUGAAAGGUCCCCGAGAUGGGCGGUCAGAGACUCAGACUCCUCCUCCUUAUCCUCAGAGUCAUCGUCCCAGUCAUCUGACGAUCAGGAGGGGAAGGGCACCCUCACACGAGAUGUAGUAUUUGAAGAGGGUGAAAAGACAAAUUCCAUGGAAAGCUUGGAUUUUUCUAGUAAACAGAACACACUGACCCCCAGUCUGGGGAGUGGGGGGUCGUCAUCAAAGUCCACCACAGCCCCAGAACCCAACAUCGACUUUGAACUGGAUGUCAAGGUAUUCAUUGACAAUGGGAAAUGUGUGCUGCAUCCCAAGGAAGUCAAAGAAGAGGACACAGCUAAAAAACAACAAAAGAGAGAGAAGACACCUGACCCCAUGUUGUCCCCGACAUCUAAGAAGAAGAUGACCUCCACCCCUAUGUCAGCCCCAGGGAAGAAGCCCCAGGCAGCCCAGCAUGUUCAGCAGAUAGAGGAUACGGUCUUCUUCUUACCCAGCAUUGAUCUCAAAGUGCAUUAUAAUUCCAAAACUCACAACUGUGACUCAGAACUUAAGUCUAAGUCAUCUGUUGACUCAUUUGAAUCGGAGGAAACAGGAAAGAGAAAAUCACCCUCUCCUGAACCGAGUCCAUUAGACCAGGACUCGGUCCCUCGUAUGAAAUCCUGGCCUCCCUCUCAUUUCCCAACAGUAACAGUGACAGUUGAUGAGGAGCAGGAGGAGGUGAUGUUGAGGAGGAGGUGCAGUCCUCCUCCCCCUCCUAUAAAGGUCCCUCCUCGUCCUCAACCCCAUUUUACUUUGGAGUCGUUAGAAUCUAGAGAGAGUACAUCAUCCAUGCCAUCUAAGAAGUCUGGUGUCAAGAAAGCUAAUCUGUAUGCCUGGUUGUCACUGCAGUCAUUGCCAGAGGAAAUGGUCAUCAGCCCAUGUAUAUUGGAUUUUCUGGAACAAGCUUUGGAGCCAAUUCCCAUAGGUGUCACCAUGCUGCAGCAGAACAAGAAAGGUCUGAACAUAAAACAAUAUUGCAUGUACAUAGAAAUGCUACUUGCUCUUUAA
This is a messenger RNA of Saccostrea echinata, 1108 nucleotides long. Its product is annotated as bridge-like lipid transfer protein family member 1. NCBI's taxonomy places the organism in Eukaryota, Metazoa, Mollusca, Bivalvia, Ostreida, Ostreidae. The transcript is spliced from 5 exons. Gene Ontology annotation, biological process: synaptic vesicle endocytosis. The annotation marks the transcript as partial. The record is from RefSeq and is a predicted model, not a curated record.